This is a messenger RNA of Uncinocarpus reesii 1704, 1074 nucleotides long. RefSeq lists its product as uncharacterized. The record is from RefSeq and is a predicted model, not a curated record. The coding region runs from base 1 to 1074 and encodes 357 amino acids. NCBI's taxonomy places the organism in Eukaryota, Fungi, Ascomycota, Eurotiomycetes, Onygenales, Onygenaceae. The transcript has a single exon.
AUGAGCCUUCCCAGGGCGAAAUCCGAACCUCCUGCUCCUAAAUCCUACCCUCAUAGAACUAGAACCGUUACCGACUUAGCGGGCUACAUUGAACAAGCCCGUUUCGCGCUCGAGCGGCAGCGAAUCAGUUUCGAAUUCGAAAGAGCCGCAUUUUCUGAAGAGCGCAAGCUGUGGGAAAAAGAGCGAUCUAUCAUGCAGCAGCGAAUAGCAGAGCUGGAAAGGAAGGAUAACGGGACUGUUCCAGCUGUCCCAGGAGGGAGAACUGAGAUACCCGUGGGAACUGAUGUGGGAGAGCAACACCACGUUUGGGAGGGAUCUAGCCCAACUGUUAAGCCUUCACGGGUAUUUCCAGAGGACAUUCCGCAUGCCAGAUCCGAAUUAGGCAACCCUGGGUUUUCUCCAUCUUUGGACGAGGCGCUAUCCCCGAAAUCUCGUCCCCACGAUCGCUCGGGAGCCGUUGGUGUCCCGGUUGAGCUUGUGGACAGUUCACUGGAUGGGAUAACGCUAAAGUCCACCGCAAUAGCUCCUGAUAUUGCCGCCAAGGUGUCUCCCACCAUCCCAAGUGCUCCCAUUCCUCUUUGCCAGCCGGUUGGCACAGAGCUCAAACCGCACCUACCAUCAGAGCAAGCUUGUCUAGCAUCACCGCUUGGUGGGAUACAUAGUGAUAUGGAUGCCACUCCUCUAGCCCCACUAGACCAACCGCUGGAGCCAGGUUUUCCAUUUUCAAUAGCUGAAUCAAUACCUCCCGAAUCUCCGCGCGCACCGCUACCAUCACUAUUCCCUGUCGCUAGCCUCGAUACCGCUGCCUACCACAAAGAGCUGGACGAAGAUCCCGCUCUUCAAGGUCCGUUGAGCCUGCAGAAUGACCUUAACCAGGACACGGAAUUUCUUGAGGAGCUAGAUGAGAAGCUUUUAAGAGAAGCACACAGAGCAUUAUCACGGCCGUCACUCUCAUCUGAUGAAGACGAUGAAGGGGAGGGAUCCGGAGAACCUCCAGAAGCUGAGCCAGAAAUCCGGUUUAAACAGAGCACUAAUCUUGGGACUGCGUUUGGAUCAACGCAGCUCGAGUCCUAG